AUAUAUAGGUUGGACCACCAGCUGGGUCCAUUGACUGGGAUUUUUUUCUUUCACGUUUCAUUGAGAUGUGAAAGAAAUAUUGGAUCGACUUUUUCACCUGAAGAUCACACCGCGGAUGUUCAGUUUUCGCGAGCGUGUUCCAAAGAAUGCACACAAAUGCUGUGCUUUAUAUUAGUUUAUUUUAUUGGUUAUUUUAUGGACGCCAUGGCGAUUGAUGGUGCAACAAAUUACCCCAAGAAGCCCAAUAUUGUUAUCUUAAUGGCAGACGAUUUGGGUUUUGAUGAUGUGAGUUUUCGCGGUUCAUCGCAGAUUCUAACGCCCAACAUUGACGCCAUUGGUUACCAAGGGGUCAUCUUGAACAGGCACUACGUCCCGAAUCUCUGUACCCCAUCGCGAGCAGCCCUCCUGACGGGAAGGUACCCCAUUAACAUUGGAAUGCAGCACAAUGUUAUUGCUAAUUGUGAUCCCCACGGAUUGCCGCUGAAUUUGCGGAUUUUACCUCAAUACCUCAAAGAAGCCGGCUACAGGACUCACCUGGUGGGAAAGUGGCAUUUAGGGUUCUCCAGGAAGGCCUACAUUCCAACAAGAAGGGGGUUUGAUGAAUUCUUUGGCUUCUACACUAGUGGCAUGGAGUACUUUGAAAAUGUCGAUUCAGUACGAAACUAUACAGGGCAUGCUUUAAGGAGAAAUGAGACUGUAUCAAAUGAAGGACGAGGUGUUUACUUGACGCACGUCCUUUCAGACGAAGCUGUAAGGAUUGUUAGAAACCACAAUGUUGGCAUUCCUUUAUUCCUCUUGGUUACCUACAAUGCACCACAUACAUCCGUUAAACCCGAUCCAGAAUCUCUUGAGGCUCCAAAGGAAGAGAUGGAUAAAUUGAUGUACAUAGCAGAUCCCGAAGUUAGAGCUCAUGCUGCAAUGGUAACAACUUUAGAUAAGGGAAUAGGGAAGAUUAUUGCGGAAUUAGGCCAGAAGAAGAUGCUAAAUGACUCCAUUGUUAUUUUCUAUUCGGACAAUGGAGCUCCAACUAAAGGGCUGUUCUCAACGAGAGGAACUAACUUCCCACUAAAAGGUCAAAAGGACACAAUGUGGGAGGGAGGAAGUCGCGUUGUAGCAACUCUCUGGAGUUCAGCAUUGGAAGUUAGGCACAUUGUGUCGAAUCAUUUAAUCUACAACGCAGACUGGUUGCCAACCUUCCUAGCACUGGCCGGUGUUAAGGCACCUCCAGAUCUCGAUGGGUUCAACAUCUGGCCAACAUUGACGCUAAAUCUUCCCAGUCCAAGGACAGAAAUCAUUCACAGCAUUAAUACUGCGCAUGGGGUCAGUUCGCUCUACUACAGGGGGUGGAAGUACGUCAAUGGCUCAACGCAUAGAGGCUUGUAUGACACCUGGCUGGGAUCAGCUGCAAAACAAACUAACCCUCUUGCGUCAAAGUAUGUGGAUAUUGUUAGAGGAAGUCCAGCAUGGAAAGCUUUUGCUCCAUUUGCACUGAAACACUUGAAGAAAAAGAAGAUAAAGAAGAUCAGGAAGAAAGCAAGGAUUGAGUGCCAAGAGAAGCUUCCCUAUGCAACGGAAUGUACACCACUAAAGGAGCCAUGUUUAUUUCGCAUUGAUGAGGAUGAGUGUGAAAUAAAUAACCUGGCAAGAGCCUAUCCACACAAGGCGCACCUCCUGGCGAACAUUGUUGAAGGAUACAGAGCUAAAAUGGUGGAUCCUGUCAAUGAGCCUGCAGACUAUGAAGGUUGUGAUCCAGCAAAACACAAUGGCGUCUUCACCUGGUGGCUUGAUGUGGAUAAAUCAUCGAACAAAUGAAAAUUUCAGUGAUUGUUUACUUUACAAAAAGAUUUUUUUUUAAUAUAAAGUGUUUUAAAAGUAAAAAAUUCAUUUUUAAUAAAUUUGAAAAA
Molecule: messenger RNA, 1904 nt
Organism: Lutzomyia longipalpis
Lineage: Eukaryota; Metazoa; Arthropoda; Insecta; Diptera; Psychodidae
Product: arylsulfatase B-like
Exons: 4
Coding region: 157-1812 (551 amino acids)
Source: RefSeq, a predicted model, not a curated record